Messenger RNA from Callorhinchus milii (elephant shark), 3464 nucleotides. RefSeq names its product U2 snRNP-associated SURP domain containing. Gene Ontology annotation, cellular component: nucleus. The record is from RefSeq and is a predicted model, not a curated record. NCBI's taxonomy places the organism in Eukaryota, Metazoa, Chordata, Chondrichthyes, Chimaeriformes, Callorhinchidae. Bases 23 to 3082 code for a protein of 1019 amino acids. Gene Ontology annotation, biological process: RNA processing. Gene Ontology annotation, molecular function: RNA binding. The transcript is spliced from 28 exons.
CGGCGCUCGAUUAACCAACUGGAUGAGGCAGGAAAAUGGCGGAGAGAGCGGCGCUGUCGUCCUCGGGCAAACACAGCCCCGCGCCCGCCUCCAAGAAGUCAUGUUGGAUGGAGUCAAGUUGGGUAAGAGUGCUCCAGAAAAUAAACUGAAAGCCUUCAGCAUUGGUAAAAUGAGUUCGUCAAAGAGAACCCUCAGUAAAAAAGAGCAGGAGGAAAUUAAAAAAAAGGAAGAUGAGAAGGCAGCUGCUGAGAUAUAUGAAGAAUUCCUGGCUUCGUUUGAGGGGGCUGACUCCAGCAAAGUAAAAGCAUUUGUCAGGGGAGGCAUUGUAAAUGCAGUAAAGGAAGAACGAUUGGAAGAGCAAAAAGGAAAACUGUACAAGCCCUCCACACGGGUUCCAGAAAUAAAGGGUUUGGCGCCAGAUAAAUCCCCUCCAACGACAUAUUCAGUGGAUCCCAAAAAAACAGUCCUUAAAAAAGGUGAAAAGGAAAAGAAAAAGAGCAAUUUGGAACUGUUCAAAGAAGAAUUGAAACAAAUUCAAGAAGAGCGUGAUGAACGCCAGAAGACGAAGGGGGGCAAGGAUACUCCUUUCAGACCCAGCAGAUUUGAGCCUCUGCCAGCGGAAGAUUCUCAACCGAACCGUCGCUCUUCGGAUUCCUCGAGGAGAAGCCGACAAACGAAUGCACUUGAGGAAUUCACACCAGGUUCCCAUGAUGCAGGCGAUCCAACCACCACUAAUUUAUAUAUCGGUAACAUUAAUCCCAAGAUGAAUGAAGAAAUGCUGUGCCAGGAAUUUGGACGCUUUGGUCCUCUGGCUAGUGUUAAGAUUAUGUGGCCAAGAACAGAAGAGGAAAGAGCAAGAGAAAGAAAUUGUGGGUUUGUGGCCUACAUGAACAGACGAGAUGCUGAAAGAGCUUUAAAAAAUCUAAAUGGAAAAAUAAUUAUGGAAUUUGAAAUGAAGCUGGGCUGGGGUAAGGCUGUGCCCAUUCCACCUCACCCAAUUUAUAUUCCACCUGCCAUGAUGGAGUUGACCCUACCGCCACCUCCAUCUGGGCUGCCUUUCAAUGCCCAACCAAGGGAGAGGCUGAAGAAUCCCACCACCCCAGUGAUGCAGCCCAAAAAUCAAGAGGACUUUGAAAAGACUCUGUCGCACGCCAUAGUCAAAGUGGUUAUCCCAACAGAAAGAAACUUGAUGUGUGUUAUUCACCGGAUGAUCGAAUUUGUGGUGCGUGAAGGACCCAUGUUUGAAGCCAUGAUCAUGAACCGAGAAAUCAACAACCCCAUGUUCAGAUUCCUCUUUGAGAAUCAAAGUCCAGCCCACAUUUACUACAGAUGGAAAUUGUAUUCAAUACUGCAGGGGGACUCGCCAACCAAGUGGCGUACAGUAGAUUUCCGCAUGUUCAAAAAUGGCUCACUGUGGCGACCACCUCCUUUAAACCCAUAUCUACAGGAGCUGCUGGAAGAAACUGAGGCACGAGUUGAGGAGCAUGUGAAAAAGGGCCAACUGAAAGAAGAAAGUCAAAGAGAUAAGUUGGAGGAGCUGCUGCGUGGCCUGACGCCACGGAAGAAUGACGUGGGCGAUGCCAUGAUCUUCUGUCUGAAUCAUGCGGAAGCUGCUGAAGAGAUUGUGGAAUGUAUUGCUGAGUCUUUGUCUAUUCUCAAAACGCCAUUACCCAAAAAGAUUGCCAGACUUUAUUUGGUCUCGGAUGUUUUGUAUAAUUCUUCUGCUAAGGUUGCAAAUGCCUCGUACUACAGAAAAUUUUUUGAAUCUAAGCUAUGUCAGAUAUUUGCAAACCUUAAUGCAACGUAUAAGUCAAUACAAGGUCACUUACAGUCGGAGAAUUUCAAGCAAAGGGUGAUGGGCUGCUUUAGAGCCUGGGAGGACUGGACGGUUUAUCCUGAUGCCUUCCUCAUUAAACUUCAAAAUAUAUUUCUUGGCCUCGUGGACCUGGAGGAAGAAAUCAAAGAGAUCUCUAAAUCCCAGGUAGUUCAAACUAUGGCUAUCUAUCUUGGAUUGGUGGACGUUGAAGAGAACAAAGAUGUUGUCUGUAAGCGACAGCCAGAGCCUGAAGAACUGGAUGGAACACCUGUUGAGGAAGAACUUGAUGGAGCACCAUUGGAGGAUGUAGAUGGAAUCCCAAUUGACGGAACUGUUUUAGAGGACCUUGAUGGUAUACCAUUGAAGGUGCUAGAUGAUGACCUUGAUGGUGUUCCAAUCGAUGGCCUUGAAGAGUCCAAGAAGUUUCAGUCGGUGUUUAAAGUUGCUCCUUCAAAAUGGGAAGCUGUAGAUGAAGCACAAUUAGAAUCUCAAGCUGUAACGACGUCAAAAUGGGAGCUUUUUGAUCAGCCUACCGAAUCGGAAGAGGAGGAACAGCAAACAGAUGUUCAGCUGAAGGAAAGCGAUGAAGAUGAUGAUGACGAUAACUCUAGGUCAGAGGAACAAUAUUAUUUUUCCAACCCAAUGAAAGAGGAGCCAAUGGAAAGCAGGCCAUUGAAGUACUCUGAAAUGUCUGAAGAAAAGCGUGCAAAACUUCGAGAAAUUGAGUUGAAAGUAAUGAAGUUCCAGGAUGAGAUAGAAUCGGGAAAAAGGCCUAAAAAGGCUGGUCAGAAUAUUCAGGACCAAGUGGAACAUUACAGAGACAAACUGCUUCAAAGAGAGAAGGAGAAGGAAAUGGAAAGAGAGAGGGAACGAGACAAAAAGGACAAGGAUAUAAUCAAAUCAGAGGCACGUGUAAAAGAUAGGAAAGAACGGGAGAGUUCUUCAUCCCCUUCAAACAAAGAAAGGAAGCGGAAACACAGUACAUCUGUCAGUCCGACUCGCAUCAGCCGGCGUGUCAAAUCUCCAUCCCCAAGGUCAGAGCGCUCCGACAGAUCACGUACCAAAGACAGUCCCCACUCCCGAUCACAUAAAGAAACCCCGAAAGAUAUAAGUAAAAAAUCCAAAAGAUCGCGGUCUGGCUCACGGACGCCUAAAAGGUCGAAACGGUCACGUUCGAAGACGCCCAGGAAAUCGUCUAAAAAGUCUAGAUCCCAAUCCAGAUCUCCACACCGAUCGCACAAGAAAUCCAAGAAAAGCAAACACUAGUGAACUGUCCACAACCUUUUCUGUCAUUUUUAGUUUUGUCCUGUGCCUGAAACAAACUGUUAAGGAAUCUUAUUCCUGACUUUUUUUUUGAAUGCACAUAUAUUCAUUAUGAAUAUUCAACUCCAGUAAAUCUGUGUGCUUUUUUUUGUAUAUGAAUGAAUUUGACGACUUUAGUGCUAUGGCUCCCUAGACUUGUCGUAUAGAUUGUGUAAAAAAAACAGAUCCUUUUUAUGUUAGACUUCUCAUCAGAAACCUCCGUGUCUCCACCAGCAGUAGUCGUGUCGUAUUUGAAUAGGUGUAUGAGGAAGCCUGAAGCAGAAAUGUUUUCCUUUUGUAAUUUUUAACAUUUCAAUGAGAGUUGAAUAAAAAUCAGCACAGAAAA